GCCACACUCGCGCGAGCGAUCGGAUCACGCUGGCACGCUGCUUCCUUCGUACAGUAUGGCUCGCUCGAUUCCGGUUGUGCUCGUUGUCACCACGUUCGUGAGGCAGGCUCUCCGUUCACCCGCAGGCACGACGCACGGCGAAUAAUCACCGUCGCAGCCAUGGACGAGGAAUGGGAUGUGGACAACGUCGAGGCGAAAUUCGACCUCGCGAUGAGAUCGAACAAGUGGGAGGGCGAGGACGAGGAGGAGGAAGUCAAGGAUAGCUGGGAAGACGUGGAAGAAGAGAAGAAAGAUGUAGAGAAACCAGCAGAGGCUGGCCCAAAAGCAAAGCCGAAACCUAAAAAAGCCUUAGCUGAAAGAAUUGAGGAACGUGAGAAGAAAGCGAGGGAAGAGGCUGAACAGAAAGCGAAAGAAAAGGAGGAGGCUCUUACACCCGAAGAAAGGCGAACUGAAUUAUUAAGGCGUCAGAGGUUGCAAGAGGAGGCGGACCUACGACUGGCGAUGGAAACUUUCGGUGUUCCAGAAUCACCGAGCGAAUCGCUCGAUACUAUGACACCCGACACAAAGGAGGAAUUUGAGCGAUUCGGUACAGCACUUUUGGAAAAAAUUAAUCAAUUUAACAAACACGCGGAGUUUCCACCGUUUGCAGAAGAACUUAUAAAAUCCAUUGCUCUUAAUUUAUCAUCACAUUAUUUGAAAAAGGUGAAAACUAUAGUUGACAAUUUACUUAUUGAGAAACAGAAGAUGGAGAAAGGUGACAAGGCGAAGAAGAAUAAGGGAAAGGGAAAAGCCAAGCUCAAAAUUGAGGGUGACAACACCUUGUUGAGUGAAUACGGUGAUUAUGUAUAUGACGAGUUCGAUGAUUUUAUGUAGCGACUUUUCACAUAUUCAUACAUUCUAGUCGCCUAAAUACACGCAGAACAAAUGUUAAUUUGCAGAAUUUAUACAGAAACUUUAUAUUUGUAAUUUUCUGCAUAUUGAAUUGUAACCAAAAUGUACAACGGUUUAAUCUGUAAUCCAUGAUAUCGUUCACACACCUAACAAGAUGAGAAACACACAUAGCAAAUAGAAGUGAAAGCUAGCAUUAUAAUAAUUAUUGGCGGAAAUGCUUAAAAAAAAAUAAAUAAAGGACACUCCGAUAACUACGUGAUGAUGUCGCGUUCACGUAGUUAUUCAGAACAAUGGGAGGUUCUAUAACUUACUGUUGAGUUUUGUCGGAAUUUUAUUCACGCGUCUGUCGUUAUCAGUUUUUGAAUUCUGAUGUUAAUAUCAAUAACAGGUUUACCUCUGAAAGCAUUGAGUGGUAUAUGCGAUUCUAACUUAUUGAUUGUGCAUAUAUUAACACAUUGGACAGCAAAGGAUAGAAGUACACAUUUACAUCAUUUAAGUUGUAAUACGCGUGUCACUCUGUUAAAAAGGAAGAAACUCUCCUCGACUUUAUAUAGCUGCGCCAUUUGCAGACUAAAUCGUGUAAUUAUAUUGUGGAAGUUUUAUAUAUAACACAGCUUGUAUUCAUAAACGCAUACACACGUAAUUUUAUUGAAGAUCGAUUAGAAGUUGGUUUUAAAGAGAGUAUAUUCCUAAAUAAAGGUUGAUUAUAAAUUAUUCGCCUCUAUAAUUCUUGCUCACAGUUUACACUGAUUGUACAUUUAUCGCAGAGAGAAAGAGAGGAAAAAAAGAAAUGUCUUUUUUUGUAUUUUGUUCCAACUGCGUUUCUCCACAUUUGUAAAUCGUACCUCGUUCGGCUGUUGAUAGAAAAUUGUCUACAUCGUUCAGCCUAGAGAAAUUAACGCGGGAACGGGAGUGGUAUGUAUCCAAGGAGUAUUGUGAAAAUGUUCAUACAGUCAUGUAACGAUGCAGCAUUAAAUAUUCCGAUAUCAGGAAAACUAUUUUGCAAACUGAGAGUUGCGCGAACAAUUCCUGAAAUCUUUUUUACAGGUAUUUACUGCUGCGAAGGAAUUGAGAUUGAUUUAAUAAAUAUCAUUUAUUUGA
Molecule: messenger RNA, 1992 nt
Organism: Solenopsis invicta (red fire ant)
Lineage: Eukaryota; Metazoa; Arthropoda; Insecta; Hymenoptera; Formicidae
Gene: eIF3j
Product: eukaryotic translation initiation factor 3 subunit J
Exons: 6
Coding region: 160-873 (237 amino acids)
Cellular component (GO): eukaryotic translation initiation factor 3 complex; cytoplasm
Molecular function (GO): translation initiation factor activity
Source: RefSeq, a predicted model, not a curated record